Manacus vitellinus (golden-collared manakin) is the source of this 1777-nucleotide messenger RNA. RefSeq names its product potassium two pore domain channel subfamily K member 12 (gene KCNK12). The coding region runs from base 1 to 1056 and encodes 351 amino acids. Lineage: Eukaryota; Metazoa; Chordata; Aves; Passeriformes; Pipridae. Gene Ontology annotation, cellular component: membrane. Gene Ontology annotation, biological process: stabilization of membrane potential; potassium ion transmembrane transport. The transcript is spliced from 4 exons. The record is from RefSeq and is a predicted model, not a curated record. Gene Ontology annotation, molecular function: potassium ion leak channel activity.
AUGAUGUACCUUAGCCUUGAGCAGGGGCUGAGCUCAGAGGUGGUGUACAGAAUAGACCAACCCCCUCGUGGUCCAGGUGGUGCCAAAGGGACAAACACGGCUGGCAAAGGAAGACUCUGUGUGGAGAGUUUCGGAAUGACCACACCCGCAACUGUGGCUGGAAAGGUAUUCCUCAUCGUUUAUGGCCUUUUUGGGUGUGCUGGGACCAUCCUUUUCUUCAACCUCUUCUUGGAGCGCAUUAUCUCCCUCCUGGCAUUUAUCAUGAAGGCGUGCCACGAGAGACAGCUGCGAAGAAGCGGUCUCCUACCUCCCAACUUCCGAAGGGGGCCAGCUAUGUCUGGGGUGGGCAGCCUCGUGGGCUGGAAGCCAUCCGUUUACCAUGUGUUGCUGAUUCUGGGAAUAUUUGCUAUUACCCUUUCCUGCUGCGCCUCCGCAAUGUACACGGCGGUGGAAGGAUGGAACUACGUUGAUUCCUUGUACUAUUGCUUUGUCACAUUCAGCACCAUCGGCUUUGGAGAUUUGGUAAGCAGCCAGAACGCUGCAUACCAAAAUCAGGGAUUAUACAGAUUCGGAAACUUUGUAUUUAUAUUUAUGGGGGUAUGUUGCAUAUACUCUCUUUUUAAUGUCAUUUCAAUUGUAAUCAAGCAAGUUUUGAACUGGGUGUUGAAAAAAUUCGAAUGCAGAUGUUGCCCAAAGUGCCAUAAAUCAAGUACCCGCCUCAGCCGUCGCAACGCCAUCACCCCCGGAGCCCGCCUGCGUCGACAGAACAUCUCAGUGGACACUGAUGGACAGUACGACAGUGACACCGAGGGGAGGAGGCUCUCUGGAGAGAUGAUCUCCAUGAGGGAGCUCACGGCGUCCAACAAAGUCUCCCUGGCCAUUUUGCAAAAGCAGUUGUCCGAGACGGCCAACGGCUACCCGAGGAAUGUUUGUAUCAAUACGAGACAAAACGGUUUCUCUGCGGGGGUGGGUGCUCUGGCCAUCAUGAACAACCGCUUGGCAGAAACGAGUGAUUCUAGACAAAGCAGAUACCAGCAAUACCUGGACACAGGCUGAAGCACAAGAAAUCAGAAGGAAACUGAAGGAACAGAGUGGGACAGUGAAAGCACACUGCACUAGAUUGCACUUUCUUUUCAGGUAACAUCCACUCUGUAAUUAGAAUAAGACUUUAAACCAUCAAAAAGAAAAUGCAAUUGCCCUAAAGUUUGCAUAGCCAAAAAGAGGUCUAAAGUCAGAUCCAGGUGUGUCUCAGGCAGCUCCCAAGCCCAGGCUCAGCAUGGGAUGCAGGUAGGUUUAAAAUUGUGUAACAUCAUCAUCCCAUGUGUCUUCAGGAUUGGGCUCUCCAGCAGGUGGUGCUUUAUCAAACAGUCUUAAGAAAUACGAAGGUGUUCCCGUAUUCCUUUUAUACUUUGCAAGAUGUAACAGUACUUUUUGAAGCCAGUGAGUCAAUGCAAAAGUAAUGCUUUUAUAACAUACAAUAAACAAUGAGAAAAAAAUUACUGCUAUUUCUGACUCUGCAAAUCAAACAGCCAAGUUUUCUCAAUGGGUAUAAUUUCCUAUUCCAUGCAAGUAAAAUUAUGUCCAGAAAAUUUUUGCUUGUGGUAACAUCAAUAGACUGCACAGGCAGUGCAAUAAUUCAGUUCCAGUUUUAUUUUAAAACCUCAGUAUCUGAAAGCACAUCUGAAAAUGGUUUGCAGAUUGUUGGAGGUGGGGAGGGAUUGUGUGUGUAAACAUUGUUUAUUUACAAAAAUAAAAAGUACUAUUCUACUUAUACAAA